CAGGGUGGCGGGGAUUCGUGUUGCGUUUGUUUUGUUCGUUGGUGUUCGCGUAGAUCGUGCUGAUCUCGCGAAAAGCGCGGAUGAUCGCUUUGUCGACCACGAAAGUUGCUACCUCAACGAUCAACAGCAUCGUCAUUCUGCGGGAAGUGGCUGAAACAAUUGUUCGUUGACAGUGUUCGUUUUCUAUUGUGUCGAAGAAACUGCGUUGGGUUUUACGCCGCCACAAGUGCCCUUUCGUACCCUGCCGCCAGCGCGUCACGAAUACAGACACGUCCCGGAUUGCAUCUCAUUCCGUAUGCUGCGCGGAUGAUUAUCGGCUCCGGGAAGCACACCCUAAACUCGUUGCUGCACCUGCAUCAGUGCAACCGCGACAACGGAACGCAGUGAAUCGUGCCACUUUCAGAAACAGGCCGCACGGUAGGUUCCCACUUGUGGACGCAACGCCAAUAUGAUGCACAUGACUUUCUGGUGGGGUUCGAACGUGGGCGAUGUGUUCUUCACCGGGCUGACCGUCAACGGGACCGGCGCAAUGGUUGCCCUCUGUCUGACGCUCACCGCACUGUCCAUCGCCUACGAGGCAUUUAAGAUCCACGGCGCCAAAGUGCGCGCACGGACGGCCCGGGAACGUGUCCGUGCCGCAUCCUGUCCACCGAGCGAAAGUGCCACGCUCCUAUCGCUCGAAGGGGCUACCGGUAAUGGGCCCCGUAUGACCGGACCGUUAUCGAAAAAGAUUGGCACGCUGCUCGCGGAAGCGAUCGUCUUUCUGUUCCACUCGGCCCUCGGCUAUGCCCUGAUGCUAACGGUGAUGAUCUACAAUGGCUACCUUUUCGUGGCCGUCGUUGGAGGCAUGGGCCUCGGGUACUUCCUGUUCGGACACCUGUCGAUGAAGGUGAACAUGGAGAACUUCCAAGCGCACCAGAACAAGGUGAUCUGCACGGCGCGCUGUCUUCAGCAAGAACCUAUAAAUCCCUCCGCGUCCACUAGCCUUGGCGAUCGUGCUGGAUCAUCGGUUAGCGCUGCUCCGAGCUCGACUGAUGGGCCACCGAACAGUACCGCGACAGCCUGCCACUAGAGGUUUCUGUGAGUUCCUGCGAGCCAAUCGAUCAUAGGCAAUGGGGCGGCCUUGCAGGGGCGAGGACCCAAGCACAAAACAAAACCGCUACUCGAACUGUGAUUUUACUGCGUCACUCUACCGGGGGGUCCGGUGGUUUUCGCUCGGUGGUUAUUUUACAAGUGCUAGACCGGUUCGAUACGAAGAUUAGUUGUGCCAAGAACGCUCUGCUCGGAGAAUGUUGACAAUAUUUAAAAGCAAACCACAGACCACCAUUUGAUAGGUUUCCAUCUACUACCAUAUUCUUUUGUGAUAUUUUGUUUGUUUGUCCGAUUGUGCGACGUUUGCGAACGCGCUUUUAUUGAUGAACUGUUAUACAUCCUUUUUGAAUAAAUCAAGAUUAUAAGUAAAACCUA
Messenger RNA from Anopheles bellator, 1467 nucleotides. RefSeq lists its product as uncharacterized. The coding region runs from base 449 to 1072 and encodes 207 amino acids. The record is from RefSeq and is a predicted model, not a curated record. Gene Ontology annotation, molecular function: copper ion transmembrane transporter activity. Gene Ontology annotation, biological process: intracellular copper ion homeostasis; copper ion transmembrane transport. Gene Ontology annotation, cellular component: plasma membrane. The transcript is spliced from 4 exons. NCBI's taxonomy places the organism in Eukaryota, Metazoa, Arthropoda, Insecta, Diptera, Culicidae.